Molecule: messenger RNA, 4281 nt
Organism: Rhopilema esculentum
Lineage: Eukaryota; Metazoa; Cnidaria; Scyphozoa; Rhizostomeae; Rhizostomatidae
Source: RefSeq, a predicted model, not a curated record
CUUUUGAAAAUACAUUUCUUUCUAACUAAUUCGAUAUUGAUUCAAGCUUUAUUCUUUGAUUUCAUUAUGUUAGUAAAAUCACACUUGCUUUGUCGUCCAUGAUCGAUGGCGGGGAAGGAUGCGACUGGGGAGGAGCCGCGCGGGUUCUCACCCAAUGGAGUGCAUCUGUUAGAAGAAGCCUAGGCCAUCAACACACUGUAAUAUCGUACGGAAAACUGCUAAAUCGCAGAAGAAGAAAUGAAACCAAUAGGCCGAAUUGUAAUCAUGUAGAAAAGAUAUAUCAGAUUUUUCUUACUGCUGGUGGAUCACCGGUUUUUUCCUGUGCACGAAAAAUUCCGUAACACCAUGUAUUGAUUGUACUAGGCCCAGUGACGUCAGAAGACAUCGUGAAAAUGUAGAGACUUGUCCUGUCACUCGGAAAGAGGAAAAAAUGGCUGAAAGAGUCGGGAAAAUCGGAUUAAAUGCAGGAACGCCAUGGAGUCUAUUCGCCGAAAAUACAGCGUUUGAAGACACCGAAGGGUUAGUACAUCCGAAAGGAAUAAACACUGAGGCAGCAAGAUUGCAUAAAGAAGAUAUGCGGCUGUUUGGCGUUUGCCCUGCUAAAGAUGGUUUGGUUCUAGCUGUUUGCAAAGAAUGCAAGUGCAUCUUGCAGGUAUCGUCGCUGAUUACCCACUACGAGAGAAAGCAUCCUAAGGUUUUGUCAUCUAUAAAGCGAUCACCGACCAGAAUAUGUUCAGUGACAAAGGAAAUUCUAUCACCGUCACACACAUUCGGAAAAUCAAAACUGUUAAAAUCCCCUGGGGACAACAGCUUCAUCCGCAUCGAAGAGGUGGACCCAACUGACAUCAAUGUGAAAAUCGAAGAGGUCCCAUUGACGAUACCGAAUUUCAACCACACCGCUAAAGGCAAAAUACCGAAGAUAAAUUUAAAGAACGUGAUUGGAAACAAAGCGAAGGCCGGUUCUGAAAAGCAGACGUCAACCUGGAAGGGACAACACAAGAAACAGAUUAUUAAUAAAGAUAAAGAAUAUGAUCCAGAGAGACACUGUGGUGUUUGGAUCGAAGAACAGACCAGGAACUGCACCAGGUCACUCACGUGCAAGACACAUUCGUUAGCAUCUAGAAGAGAAGUAUCGGGGCGGUCCAAAGUCUUUGAUGCCCUGUUGGCUGAUUACAAGCUGCGCGUACAGAGCAACAAGGAGAGUGGAUCGUCAUCAGGCACCAACACGCCGACUGCAACGCCUUCGCCAACCCGGUCGAAUCCUCCCAACUUCACGUUGAAGUCAGAGCGACGACUUUCAAGUGCAACGGACCCAAGAUCACCGUCAUCAAAAGAUUCUUUCCGGUCUGAAGCUAAGAAACAUUCCUUGGGUGACGAUCACACUUCACCAUUUACGCAAAUACAACCUACCUACGUGGAUUAUAUCUGCGAAGACCAUUCUUCGUCAAUACAAACAAUUUCAUAUCACCCAAAACCUUUAGCAGUAAACAAUUUCUCUGCCCGGCGCAUUGGAAGUGGAUGCUACUCUUUUAACAAAAAAUUCCACAGUUUUCGGCUUGCAGCCCAAACUAUGGUGGAUCAACUCAUAAAAGCGAACUCGAACACGGUGAAUUCUCAGCAGCUAAGUUAUAAGCGUUUUUCAGCGGCUGAUGGCAUUUGCUCCACCCAAGUCCUUGAUGAGGGUGUCAGUACAAUGGACACUUCAAACUCAUUUACUUUGAAUUCGUCAUCAACCACAGAACCAAGUAGAUUUGGACCAGUUCCGCGUGUGAAGACGAAAGUCUCUAAAGAAAAUUCUCAAGCAAAUCUUAAACGACAGGUUUCUGACUCGUUUUUGAGUGAACAUUAUUCGUCGUCACGAAAACGAAGGCACUCUGCAGACGCACUUAAAAAUGAAUUUAUUAGCAAAGAUGGAAGUUUAUCAGAUAACAUCGUGAAUGAUAGUAUUAAUUUAAAGGAUCCAACUGCUGUCGACCUUGCAAAAUGCGUCAAUGAAUUAGGACAGGCUUUACAAGGCUUUGAUGUUGAAUCAUUGGACGGUAAUUUCCUAUCAGGAGCAUUGCUUUGCACUGAUUCCGCACAAAGUGGAAUUUCUAACUUGACCAUAACAGGAGGUAAUAUAACUGCGAAUCUGAAUACAAACAUCGGGUUGAACUCAAGUUUAUCAUUAUGUCAGACAAUGGGAAUAAACCAAGGUUUGCCACAGAAUUUAAGUAUAAACCUUGCCGGAUCGCAGAAUGUCGUUGUAGAUCAAGGGCAGGUUGUCAAUCACAUGGUGGCCCCGAAUGUGGCUGUAACGCAGGGAAUGAUGGUAUCGCUACCAAAUGUUACCCAAGUUCAAAACCUAGCUGCUUACCAAGGAAACCUAAAGGAGAUUUUACCUGCCCCCGGUGUAGGGAACCAACAGAGUGUUUCGCCGGGGGUCUUCCUCGCGACUCAGGGUCAGCAGCCUGUUUCUCAGUUGGCCAAUGGAACUGUCUCGUCUCCUGAAACUUUUAGUAUCGCAUAUAGUCCUGGGCAAAGUAUCGCAUCCGCUAACAUCAACGCAAGCAUACGUGCAGCAAACUCCUCGACGUCGGCCACCAAGCGACUUGCGGUCUCCGGGCCUUCAAGAGUAUCGCAGUUGGUUGUACGGCAGCCUUCGCAGCAGCUGCAGAAUUUUCACAAAGAUACAAACAAUCAAAGAUCAAGUCCAUUUCAAAAACCUUUUGACUCACGGAAAGCCCCCAGCCCAAGUCAGGCAGUGCAGAACCCUGUAAGGUCGCCUUCGCAACAGACAAACCUUGUCACAACCUCUACGCAGCUACUAUCCAACACCCCACAAUACAGUUCAACAUCACAACCAAUUGCUCAACUGAAGCAAAUGCAGAUCCAGCAACUGCAACAACAAUCCAUGAUAUCUCCACUGAACUCAGCAAUGCAAGCGGAAAGUUUGUCGUACCAGCAACAAAUUUUACCAAAACUGGUAGUUUCGCCUAAUCGUAACCUUCCGGCGCAAAUCGUGAGCUCGCAAACUUUGCAAGUGACCUCGCAACAUUUGCAGCAGAGGUCUGUUCUUGAACCAUCGACACCGUAGUUAUCCGGGGUAAUUAGCUUUUUUAAGGGUUGAAGAUGAUUGUUAAUAUAUCAUACAAGAGUUUGCUCAUUUUUAUUGCGGGCGACAAGUCGUAAGCACUCUGUCCUGAAUUUCACUGACAAAUACUUGCAAGAAACAAUUGUUCCAUUAUCUCGCAAUGAGUUACUUCAUAUUAUUUCACGUACUUCUCCUUUGUUAUUGAAUUUUCAAAGAACUGCUUAGAACAAUUGUUACUUGCAAAAUCAUAUUAUUUUGGCGAAUUUUCACAAGAGUUGCAGCCGUACCCUCCGGCAAGUUUAAAUGAUCUUUUGCCAAGAAUUGAACCGCAAUUUUCAUUAGCUUUUUGAAUAAAUGAAGUUCCAAUGUGUACAUUCUGAAAUUUUUCUCUUCUUUAGAUUUUUGGUGUAAGUUAAAUUAUGUAGUCCUACAAAUAGUACCUUUAUGCUAAUUUAUCGUUGCCGAAGAGUUGAAAUCAUUUUUUGAACUUAUCUUUUUAAAUCUUUUAAGAAAAUAUUGAUGUUUUGAUUUAGGUGCUGAAAGAUGUGUUCAGUUUUGCCAGCUAUUUAAGUGGGUCGAGCUAGCUUCCAAAAUUCACUCCCUAGACAAUGAACGGCAGGACUCUUUCUCAAAUGAAUUUUAUUCCCCCAAGUUGCAUCUGAAAUACAAGCCCAAAGGAUAUCUAGGAAUACUUUGAUAUUCGACAUCUGCAAAUAUGUUUCAGUAGGGUCUAUAUCAUACGGUUCCCUCCAGUACUUUUAAUCCACACAGAGAAUUCCCCUUAUUCCAGACGGAAAUAUCUUUAUUAAUUGUUUUAUUGAUAACUUGGCAUUUAGGCCAAUAAAAUCAUCUACGACGGUGAUAUUGUACAUAUAGCAUUGUUUGUCUCAACAGAAAUUAAUCGCAUUCUUGUUAAAUGUUCUUACUCGUCUCCAAAACUUUUUGUUGAGCUUCCAAUUAAUUUGGAGGUCACUCUUCGAGCAAUCAGUCGAUAGUUGUUAUGCAAGGAUUCAUGUUGUUUCGUUUCCUUAACUAAGGAUUGAGAAUUUGUCACUAAGCGAAGUACUUUUUGUUAUUCUGUUCCACGUGGGUUUUGACGUCUAAAUUUUUGUUUCUAGGUGUUAAUGCAACUUCCAUUCUUUUCUGUCAUACGAAUUUGAUAAAUAUCAUGCCUUUUUUUAAUUUAAAUCAGAGUUAGCUCAACUCUU